Molecule: messenger RNA, 3416 nt
Organism: Entelurus aequoreus (snake pipefish)
Lineage: Eukaryota; Metazoa; Chordata; Actinopteri; Syngnathiformes; Syngnathidae
Product: zinc finger protein 771-like
Exons: 2
Coding region: 132-1586 (484 amino acids)
Biological process (GO): regulation of DNA-templated transcription
Molecular function (GO): RNA polymerase II cis-regulatory region sequence-specific DNA binding; DNA-binding transcription factor activity, RNA polymerase II-specific
Source: RefSeq, a predicted model, not a curated record
AUGUUUCAAAUGUCAGAUCUUACAGCUAAAUAUAUUCCAAAACAUUAAUUUUGUCUAAAUCCCACGAAACGGAAGUUGAGUUGGGAGCGAUGGAGUGUUAUCUGAAGUGAAGAUUGAAGACGUGAUAGAAGAUGGACGACUACUGCUAUGCUAAGAUGGCGACGUCCGCUAAAAGAGAACAUGAAAGAGAAUCAGCGCCACCAACUUCCAGCAAAUCACCAACGGAGAUAAAGACGAAAGAUGAACGAGUUGAAGUUUCCAACGAAGAAAACAUUCUGACUCAAAAGAGCGUUGACGAAAAGUUAGCCGAAUAUGUUGAAGGACGUAAACAAAGGACCGCCAUGAUUGUUAGCUUGAAGAAGGCAGUGGAGUUCACAUCAGAGGAGAUGAAAGAAUGCAAAAGUCAAAUGAAGAAAGUGGAAGAGCAAAACAAGCGCUUGUGUAAAGAAAAUAAUGAUGUGAAAGAAGAGAUGUUGGGGAAGAGUAAGAGAUGUGAAGAGAAGACUGGACCACAUGUCUACAUCAACGUGCAGAGGAUUGGAGAGGUCCAGCAGCUGAUUGGUCAUCCAGAAGAGCUUCCCCCUCAGCCAGAGGGGGAUGGUUCCACUCUGAAGCAGGAGACUCCACAACCACCCUGCAUUAAAAAGGAAGAGGAGGAACUCUGGAUCACUCAGGAGGGAGAGUGUCUGGAUGAAGCUGAUCUCACCAAGUUGCCACUGACUGUUGUCUCGGCGAAGACUGAAGAUGAUGAGGAGAAACCACAAGGAGACAACCUCUUAGCGCCACUAUCAGAUAGUGAGGCUGAAGAUGAGGUUGAAGUGUCUUUGAGCAGCGAUACAGACUGUGAAGGUGAUAUGAGGACUCACACUGACAACAAACACUCAAAAAAGAAGAGAGGUAAAAAAGGUUUGAGCUGCUCCGUUUGUGGUAAAAACUUAAGUAAAGAAAGCCUUUUAACUCAACACAUGAGAAUGCACACGGGAGAAAAACCAUUUAUCUGUUCAGUUUGUGGCAAAAGCUUUACUUUGAAGAGCAAUUUGACUGAACACACGAGAACGCACACUGGAGAAAAACCAUUUAAUUGUUCAGUUUGCGCAAAAACCUUCACUCACAGGAGCUGCCUGACUCAACACAUGAAAACGCACACAGGAGAAAAACCAUUUAAUUGCACAGUUUGCGCAAAAAGUUUCAUUUCAAAACCAAGUUUGAUGCUACACAUGAGAAAGCACACAGGAGAGAAACCGUUUCAUUGUUCAGUCUGUGGUAAAAGCUUUACUCAGAAGAGCCAUUUGACUGAACACUUGAGAACACACACCGGAGAGAAGCCAUUUAACUGCUCAGUUUGUGGUAAAAGCUUUUCUGUAAAGUGGAAUUUGACUCAACACAUGAGAACACACACAGGAGAAAAAACUUUCAAUUGUUUAGUUUGUGGUAUAAGCUUUUUUCAAAAGGGAAGUUUGACUAAACAUAUGAAAAGGCACACUGCUGAAAAUGUGUUUAGUUGUUCAGUUUGUGGUAAAAAGUUUAGGACUAAGAGCCAUUGGACUGAACACAAGAGAACGCACACUGAAGGGAAAAAACAUUGAAUUACUCAGUUUGUGGUAAAAGCUUUUUUCCCAGACCUGGUUUGGCUCUACACUUACUGAAACACACUGGACAAAAACCAUUUAGUUGUUUAGUUUGUGGUAAAAGAUUGUCUCUAAUAAGCAAUUUGACCAAACGCAGCACAAUGCACGUGGGUGAAGAAACUUGCUAAGUUUGAUGCAAAACUAUUGUGAAAGGAACAUUUAGUCGCCUCACAUGAGAAAACACUCUCGAGAAAAAACAUUUAGUUUUUAAAUUUUUGUUUAUUUAUCUUUUUUAUGUACAAAGUAGGGUUGUACGGUAUACCGGUACUGGUAUAGUAUCGCGGUGCUAAUGAAUCAAAAACGGUACUAUACUCUGUUUGAAAAGUACCGGUUCGCCAUAGUUUUUUUUACAGGCAUGACGGCGCGUCGUCGUCACGCAGCGACAUUGCUGGUUUUACGAGCAGAGGAGCACGUUCGGCAGCGCACAUCCCAGCAGGGCGAGGAAUAUCUAAACAUGCUUCACUACACACCGUAGGAGGAUACGAUAGCUCACCGGCGUCACAAUGUAAACAAAUGCCAUGGGUGGAUCUACACCUGACAUCCACUGUAAUGAUACCAAGUACAAGAGCGUAUCUAGUCGAUACUACUAUGAUUACAUCGAUAUUUUUUAUCGUCACAAAAUCUUUUUUCUUUAAAAAAAAAAAAAUCAUAUUAUAUUCAUAAACUCAGGAAAUACGUUCCUGGACACGAUAACUUAAAUUAUGACCGUUAGGGUGUACCCCGCCCGAAUGCAGCUGAGAUAGGCUCCAGCACCCCCCGCGACCGCGAUUGGGACAAGCGGUAGAAAAUGGAUGGAUGGAUGUAUGAUCCUCUAACUACUUGGUAUCGGAUCCAUACCUAAAUUUGUGGUAUCAUCCAAAACUAAUGUAAAGUAUCAAAGAAGAGAAGAAUAAGUGAUUAUUACAUUUUAACAGAAGUGUAGAUAGAACAUGUUCAAAUAAUAAGCAGAUGUUAACAGUAAAUGAACAAGUCGAUUAAUAAGCCAUUUUUACAGUUUGUCCCUCAUAAUGUUGACAAAAUAAUAGGUGUAUAAAUGACACAAUAUGUUACUGCAGACUAAUUAGGAGCCUUUGUUUGUUUACUUACUCCUAAAAGACAAGUUGUCUAGUAUGUUCACUAUUUUAUUUAAGGACUGAAUUGUUCUUCCAUUGCAAUAAUAAACAUAUUGUUAGAAAAAUUGUUUCUAAAUUAUCACAAAAACUUUGUGUUACAUUGAGGGUCUGGUGAGAAGACAAAAGCUGUCUUUGAAACCUAUCAAGAGUAAGGCUCGUAAAACUCCACUGUGUAGGGGGGGAAGCAAAAUGAAGGUGUUCUGUUUUCCUUCAUGUAUGGUAAUCAACAGAAAUAUAUAGUUCUAACCCAAGGACUUGAAAGCGGAGAGGAAGCAGGACCAGACUCCCCUCCAGGCGACCUCUUCUUGAACUGGUUUACGAACGUCUUUUUGAACUAUUUUAUGGACCUCUUUUUGAACUAUUUUACGAACUCUUUUUGAACUGACCUUUUCUGCGAAUUGUUUACGACCUUUUCUGUGAACUUUUUGCGACCUUUGUCCUUUGGAAACAGCGGUGGCCAUGUGGUCGGGGAGGGUCCAAAAUAAAAGGAGUGCAAUCUUUUGGCAGAGCGUGCUGAGAUAAUGUACAAGGGUACAGUGUACAGACGACUCUCCUCAAUAUUGAGUCCAAAUUGAAUUCUGUCUCUGUUUAAUUAUUUGCCUCUUGUCUUGUUUAAUAGAUGUCAUCAGUGUUUGAACCUGACACAAAUGUUUAAUGUACCGUAUGUUUUGUUAAA